Molecule: messenger RNA, 5147 nt
Organism: Hylaeus volcanicus
Lineage: Eukaryota; Metazoa; Arthropoda; Insecta; Hymenoptera; Colletidae
Product: protein tramtrack, beta isoform-like
Exons: 3
Coding region: 387-1916 (509 amino acids)
Biological process (GO): regulation of transcription by RNA polymerase II
Cellular component (GO): nucleus
Molecular function (GO): DNA binding; protein binding
Source: RefSeq, a predicted model, not a curated record
CCAGCCUCGGUCGAGUGCGUCUUUCCACGCACAGCUCGUCAGUGGUCGCCGAGUAGGCCGUGGGAGAGGAUUUCUGUUUGCGCUUCGAAUUUCGUCGUGUCGCGGGUGUGCACCAAAAAUUUCCGACGACGAAUCGUCAAUUACAUUUUUCAUUUUUUUUCCGCGCGUAACGCGCACACCAGCCCCGUACGCCAUGCGAGCCCAAGGGUGAAUCGAAUCUCGUACCGCGGUUGUGUUUCUCGCAGAGAACCUGGAUGCAAGAGUGCACAUGCACGCAAAGCUGGCGCGUCUCCUAGCGAACUCCUCGGCGGCCAUUUGAACGUCGCCCAUUCGUUUCGAGAAACGGAACACCGUCUCAGCGAACUCGUCUCCACCAUCCGACCAUAAUGGCGAGCACGUCGCAGCAGUACUGCCUGCGAUGGAACAACCACCGCUCGAAUUUGCUGACGGUGUUCGACGAGCUGCUGCAGAACGAGGCGUUCACCGACGUGACCCUGGCCGUGGACGGUGGCGUCUCUGUAAAGUGCCACAAAAUGGUCCUCGCGGCGUGCUCUUCCUACUUCCAGACCCUGUUCAUCAAUCUACCUUGCAAGCACCCCAUAGUCGUGCUCAAGGACGUCAAGUACUCCGAGAUCAAGGCCAUCCUGGAGUACAUGUACCGUGGGGAGGUGAAUGUGGCUCAAGAGCAGCUGGCAGGCCUGCUGAAGGUUGCGGAGGUGCUGAAGGUGAAGGGUCUGGUCGAGGAGAACGGCUCCCAGGGUCGUCGCGAGGAGGUGGAGACGUCCAUGUCGCCUCCACCAGCUAUCAGCACGAGCACCACAAGCAGCGUGGCUCACAGCAGCGGGCACACCUCACCGCCUCACUCUACGGGCACUUCCUACAACAUGUACGGGAGAUCUCCUGUGGAGCAGGCCUCGAAUCGCCUACCCUUACCCAUGUGGCCUCUCUCAGGGCUUCCCAUCUCCCACACGAGCUCCAGCCACCAGACAACCUCCCAUUCUCAACACUCUUCUUCUAUCCUGACCGGUUCCUACAACAACGGCUUCGAGACUUCUCCCCUGAAACGUAAGAAACUCUCCAAUAUGCUGAUGAACAGGGACACGCCCAUCCUCAGGACGGUCCUGGGCCAAGGCCACGCGGAUAGCUCACAAGGCAUACCUCUGUUGCACCCAGACGAGGGACACUUUCGGAACACCAGCAACGGCUCCUCGAACGAGAACGAGAGACGCAGCAGCACGGACGUCACGCACCCGGAAACCGCCCACAGCCCUUACACGGACGUCUCCAUGAUGGACGAGGACGACAAGCAGCCGUCGCCGCAGUCUUACACUGGGGACGUCAAGUCAGGUAUCGCAAACUACGUUCCAACCCAGAAGCCGGAAUGGAAGCGUUACAAACAGUACACGCGAAACGACAUAAUGUCGGCGAUAGAGGCUGUGCGGGCUGGGAUGAGCGCGUUGCAGGCGGCACGUAAGUACGGGGUACCUUCCAGAACCCUUUACGACAAGGUGAAGAAGCUGGGUAUCACGACGUCGCGACCUUUCAAGCGCGGCUCGAACGGGAGCGGCGCGUGCUUUCCAUACGGGAUCGGAGGCAAUGCGAACGGUGGCAUCUACGGCGGUACCUUCUCCGAGAACGAAAACGAGAACAGCAGUAACACGGCGAUGGAGAGUCCCGGGUCGAUAAUGGAAACGUACAAGCCUAGAGAUUGUCAGAUGGAACGCGACAUACUGGACAUAACACGGUGCAGUCCAAGUCCCAGCCCGGUGAUGCAUUCCGUCAAGCAACAGAGCAACGAGGACCAAGUGGAGGACCUCUCCGUGAGCCGCAAGCCGGACGUCCGCGUGAUAGUACCGCCAACGUCGGUGAUAAAAGAUGAAGAGGGUGUUGGCUCGGACUCCUGCAAUCACAACUAACAGAGGACAUGUUUGUUGUUUCUCGAUAUCGUUGGGAAGCUCGUCAGGCUCCCAACAGCAACUGGACGUACUAUAUCUCGGUUAUAACAGCACCAAUUGUAAGGGUUUUAGGUAAUUUAAGAGAACGGGGCUUAGACAAAAUUAUACGUGGGAGUCUACAUUGUCCUACGAAGCUGAUGGGUUGAAACUCUGUUGGGUAAUGUUUGUAGCUCGCUAUUUGUAAAGACAAUCUCACGUUUGUGCCUCAGGGGGAGCAAGGUGUCACCGAAAUGGAGGAGUAAGCAACCGAAUCGUAGCCAGUUAAGUAAGCAGAUGUUUGGCGAGACUCAGGGAUUAGCAGUAUGUUACCACUGUAACGAUAACCCAUAGAAUGCAGACGUUCAUUAGAACCAAUAAGGAUACCAAGGAUACCGAUUCUUGAGGUUCUUGAGAUUCUUCUAUUUUACACAAGACUGAUUGAUGCGUUGUGGAUAUUAGAGACUGAAAUAGGAACUUACGUUCCAAAGUUGUUAAAGCCUAAUGCUGACAAUUGUGCCUUUUACUUGCAUCGAUGAUCCUUGUCUGAAGUUAUCUAGCGACACUUACACUUAAUCGGGCGUUGAAGAUCCUCCGUCGAACAAUCUUACACGAUUCAUUUUAUUAUCUCGUUCUAAAAAUAUAUAUUCGAAUCGCAUUAAGCUUUAAAACUUCUGGACCAGUGAGUAUGCAUGUACAAUUUUUUAUUACUUAUUAUUGUGAUUCGAUAUCUUUUCAUUUCCUUUGGCAAUCGACAUAGUACUAUUAGAGGUUUAAUCGAGUUCGAUGGAUCGCGAGACGUGUAAAACGGGGGGUUGUAUAUUAUUUUAGCAAUUUUAUUAUUUUUCUUUCAACAAGGAUAUACUCCUAUCGUCGGCGUUAAAUACUGUCGAUGGGACAUUAUUACGCGAAAGAGGAAAAGAGAAAAAGAAUUGUACACAAUUAAUUUCGUUAACGACUGAGAUAUCGCUGUUAAUUUUGUUGGUAAUUAUAAGAUUACAUUAUCGUUACUGAUCAUGGCCCUGGGAUACAGCUGCAAUAUUGCUCAAUAUUAUAUGGAUUAUACAUACAAUAACGAACUACCUCAUCGUACAACGAACAUGAUCGUUCAUUAACGUUUAAGACUGAUAGAAUGAGCCGAACCUGCGUUACCAGCUCGACGAAACCGUGUUCAUUUUUUUCUUCUUUUUUUUUUUAUUUUAUUUUAUUUUACUGAUAUAUGUAUACACGAGAGAAGAGUAUAUAUAUACACAUACACACACAUAUAUAUAUAUAUAUUAUAUAUAAGUUAUGAAAAGUAUAUUAUAUUAUGAGAAGAUAUAAAUUUUUAAUUAUGAUAUAGUUAUAGAGUACGAGAGAGCAGUUGUCUUAAUUAUGUUACGGAUACAAUGAUUCACAGACACUAAUUUGUUACGUAAAGUCUCAGUCGUCUCUGUAAAUCGUUGUAUUCGAUAUUUCGCGUUGUCUCUUGUAUCGAGACUACAUUGUUCGAUGUGUUUUUCAUAUUAAGUUGCGUAGAUCACGAGUUUUACGCAUUUGGGGAUACUCUCGACGCGGAGAUACGUAAAUCGAUAUUUUUUUUUUAUAUAUAUAGAGAAUUUUCAAAGGAGGACUCCGUAUAUAGAGAUAUAUUGUAAUAGUCCAUCAGGUUGAGACUCUUAUAUAUUUAAAUUCAUUAUAGUGAAGAUAUACCACGUAGAGGUGUAUCACACGUUCAUUAUUGAUCUCAGAUUUUAUGAAAAGUACAAAUAGUACAAUAGUACAAUCAGUUUAAGCAGUAAUAGUAAAGGAACAUCUUGACGAUGAGACCUUUUGUAUAGUGAAGUUUGUUCGUAACAAACAGAACAGUGUUCCGAAACCCUUUGCACUCCAUGUAAUCGAGGUUGCUCGACUUCAAGGAGGUUUCUCUUAGAUCUUUGUCAGUUUAUACAACCUUUUCUCGCGAGUUACACAUUCGUACCAACGCAGUUUGCAAUGAAAGUAUUAUAUUUCAUUGUUUAUAGUUCAUCUAGCCUUGGGAAUGCGAAGGGUUAGGACUUUGUUCGAGUUCCAGACAAGUUUCUCUGUAUCGAUACCAAGAUACUCUUCAAUAAGUACAAACCAAAGCUGCCUUGAAACUUGUUUACCUCAGCAUUUAUAUACAUAGGAAAUGCCAUAGUAGUUUUUAAAGAAUAGCGAUUGAUAACGUGUUCCAUGGGUUUUUAAAUCUCAUCUGGGUUUCAUCUUUCGUUUUAAAUUCAUUUUACUCCUGACUUUUAACUGUUCAGGUCCCCCUUCUGCCUGUUGCGCAGAGAAGAUGAGAUCCAGGUGAAAUUUUAACCUACUUAGUUUCAUAAUAAACUGCGUAACACUGUACCUGCACACUAAUCGCAAAGAAAUGACUGAUCCUUGAAUUAGUGGUUGUCGCAGCCACAUAUGUAUACAUAUAGAUAAACAAAGAAAUAGCAAAGUUCAAAUAUAAAAAUAUUAUUUAUAACAAUAGGAGAGAGGUGAUAAUAGUACAAGCUACAAGUCUGACAUAGGUAAAGAAAUGAAGUUUUACAGGCGUAAACAAACUUUAGUUCAAUUUCUUUUUUUAAAGAAAGCGUAAAGGAUGGAAACUCUCAGUACGUAGGAAAAUGAUACACGAAUCGAUAAGGUAUUCAGAAACAUAUCAGCACGUUGUAAUCCGCGCUCGAAGAUGUCCUGUCGAACUUUGUUUAGAUGUUAAUUCCGUAAAGUAAGAAAGAAGAAGCAUAGCAAUAUAUCGAAUGCACAUGGAAAAAAGCUACGUGGUCUGGUACUGAGAACCGAUAAGUUUUAAUUCGUAUGGCAUAACGUUAAUGAUUUUAAUCAAUGCGUAGACGCAAUCUUGGAUGCCUUGCGAGAGCGUAGGACUUUAGGUAUUCUAGCUACUGUAUUAGGAUUGUAAAUAAUCGAGAGAGGAGGGAGAACGAAGUUGCCUUUUAUUUGUACGUAAACUUAGCUUCGUAUUAUUUCUUAAGACUGAUUUUUGCUACGUUGAGAAAGAAUUUGCACAUACACAUUCACACGCGUACGUACAUACACAUUUGAUUAAUUGUAAGUUUUUACCACCAUAAAGUACGGCUCUUGCUUUUCAUCUCCACUACGUGGAUGCGUGUUACUGGAACUGUACGAGUUUGUUAUAAAAUAUAAUAUACUGAGAAACUGCGAUAAUUGAGCGUUUUCUCCCAUUCUUCUGUGCGUGCAAAUUCC